This is a messenger RNA of Hyaena hyaena (striped hyena), 2198 nucleotides long. RefSeq names its product lysine methyltransferase 5C (gene KMT5C). The record is from RefSeq and is a predicted model, not a curated record. The transcript has 9 exons. Gene Ontology annotation, cellular component: nucleus. Gene Ontology annotation, molecular function: protein binding; histone H4K20 methyltransferase activity. Bases 325 to 1701 code for a protein of 458 amino acids. Lineage: Eukaryota; Metazoa; Chordata; Mammalia; Carnivora; Hyaenidae.
CCGAGGCCCCUGUCCCAGUACCGCCGCCGCGGACCUCAGCCCCUGCUUCUGGACCCUUCACUGCUUACCCAGAUCCUUCCCUGGAUCCAGGCUCGCUGCUCCCUGGAAGCCUACCUGCCCCUUCUCUGCUUCUCCAAGCCCCGUUCUGGACCUCUCUGCCCCCCUGCACCUUCUCGGGACCUGCCCUCAACCCUAGAUGAGACUGGAGACCAAAACGCUUGCCAAAUUCUGCACAGCUCCCAAGCGGCCCUCCUGGGGCGCCGCCCCUGCCCCUGCAUUGUGCCCUCCACUCUUGGCCAGAGGCAGCAUGGUCCGUGGGGCACCAUGGGACCUGACAGAGUGACAGCCAGAGAGCUGUGUGAGAAUGACGACCUUGCCACCAGCCUUGUCCUGGACCCCUACCUCGGCUUCCGCACCCAUAAGAUGAACGUCAGCCCCGUGCCCCCCUUGCGGCGACAGCACCACCUGCGCUCAGCGCUGGAGGCCUUCCUGAAGCAGCGGGACCUGGAGGCAGCGUACCGGGCCCUGACGCUGGGAGGCUGGAUGGCCCACUACUUCCAGAGCCGGGGCCCGCGGCAGGAGGCUGCCCUCAAGACCCACAUCUAUCGCUACCUCCGAGCCUUCCUGCCUGAAAGCGGCUUUACCAUCCUGCCCUGUACACGCUAUUCUAUGGAGACAAAUGGAGCCAAGAUUGUGUCUACCAGAGCUUGGAAGAAGAACGAGAAGCUAGAACUGCUGGUGGGCUGCAUUGCGGAGCUGCGGGAGGCUGACGAGGGGCUGCUGAGGGCCGGCGAGAACGACUUCAGCAUCAUGUACUCCACGCGCAAGCGCAGUGCACAGCUGUGGCUGGGCCCCGCCGCCUUCAUAAACCACGACUGCAAACCCAACUGCAAGUUUGUGCCCGCAGAUGGGAAUGCAGCCUGCGUGAAGGUGCUGCGGGACAUUGAGCCGGGGGAUGAGGUGACCUGCUUCUACGGUGAAGGCUUCUUUGGUGAAAAGAAUGAGCACUGUGAAUGCUAUACCUGUGAGAGGAGGGGUGAAGGGGCCUUCCGACUGCGGCCCAGGGACCCCGCGCCCCCGCGGCUGCUGGACAAGUACGAGCUCCGGGAGACCAAGCGGAGGCUGCAGCAGGGCCUGGAGGGUGGAGGCCGGCUGGGCCCCAGGGCCUGCGCCCACCUGUCCCCACUGCUCCGGGACCCGCUCUGUGCUGCCUGCCAGCCCCUGCGCCCCCUGCCCUGCGGAGUCCGCCCCGACGCCCCGCCCCUCUGGCUCCAGUGGCUGCCUCAGCCCCAGCUCCGGAUGCGCCCCCGGCGGCGCCGACGCCCCCAGCCCCGGCGGGCCCCGGCACCCCCUGUUCUCCGUGCUGCCCGCGUCUCCUUGCACCAGUGGGGAGGCUGUGGCCCCCGAUGCUGCCUGCGAGCGGAGGCCCUGGUGGCCCUGAGCCCGCCCCCUCGCGCCCACUGGGCCCCCCAGCAGGACUGGCACUGGGCCCGGCGUUAUGGGCUGCCUUACGUGGUGCGUGUGGACCUGAGUCGGGUGGCCCAGCCCCCGCCUGCUGCCCCCACCCCUGCCGGGACCCCAGGCCCCACCCCCAUCCCCAAGCAGGCCCUUGCCUUUGCCCCCUUCUCCCCACCCAAGCGCCUGCGACUGGUGGUCAGCCAUGGCUCCAUUGACCUGGAUGUCAACGGUGACGGGCCAUGAUGGGCCAGCCAGGGAGGCCCUGGGCCAGGAGAGGAGGGGAUCCUGCCUAGUCCCCCCGCCCCUGGCCUCUUGUUCUCGGGGACGCACUGACCUCUAGAAGGAGCUCUUGGACGUCUGGGAGGGAGCUGGCCUUCAACCCCAGCACAGCUCUGACCCGGUGAGGGGGAGGGCCUGGGUCGUUUUGGAGACACCCAGGGAUCUGACCCCUGGCCCUUUGUGAUUGCUGACCCCUGAGCCGCCCCACCCGGGUUGGGUACCCUGGCCGCUGCUGCCCCACACCCCCACCCCCAACUCCAGCCUCAGGACUACAGGAGCCCUUCUCUUCCCUACCCACCUCCUGCCCAGGGAGCAAAGCCAUAAGGGGUGGGGGCCGCCCCGUGGUGUCUCCCCAGAAGCCCAGGCCUCAGGAGGCGUCAGAACUGACCUGGGGGCGGCCCUCCCUAGAGACUGCCUUGCGGACGGGAGUGGGUUUGCGCUCAGCUCGGAGACUGUCUGAG